Messenger RNA from Rhodofomes roseus, 1216 nucleotides. RefSeq lists its product as uncharacterized. The transcript has 2 exons. Bases 457 to 1098 code for a protein of 213 amino acids. The record is from RefSeq and is a predicted model, not a curated record. NCBI's taxonomy places the organism in Eukaryota, Fungi, Basidiomycota, Agaricomycetes, Polyporales, Fomitopsidaceae.
CACAGCCGAUGAGACUGGCGGAGAUCAUGUACGCACUGGUCUCGCCGUCGAGACUGAGGCUGCUUGCGAAGAUGAUGGGCGGGGUGAUGAGGCCGGCGAGCAUGGCGAGUGCGUGCUGGAGGCCGGUGGUCAUGGACACGAGGAUGGGGAGCUCGCUCUCGAGGGCGUAGAAGGGGGGGCCGACUUGUCUGCUCUUGCGGUUGAAGCGGCCGGGGAGGGCGAAGGGCAGGGUGGGCAUGCAGAGCCAGGCGUAGUCGUAGUCGCCGAGCCAGCCAUGGCGGGUGGUGACCCUGUCGUAGAUGUGGGAUGCGCGUGCGUGGAGGGCUGCCCGUGUGCCCGAGGUGGGCGGCGGGACAGCGGCGGGCUGCUCCUUGACGACAGAGUCGCGCGAGAGGGUGGAGGACAUGGUGGCGAGGACGACGACCUGCGGAAAAGGCGGCGUUAUAAUGAGUGGGCAUGUCUGGAGAGAUAAGGACCCGCCACAUCCGCCUCGAUCGUUCCUCGCCCUAUCGCGCCCUGUCACGUGGCCGUCCCAGGCGCUGUCCGCCCGCCGUCGCCGCCGCUGUGCUGCACGACGUCCGGCGACGGUGCAGCAACGCGCGGGUCGUGCGUGCCAACCAGGCCGCUGUGGGCGCAUGUGGAAGGGCGGGCGACUCGAUCAUUGUUUACUCUUCCGGCCCCGCUUUUCAUUUCCACGAUAACCCUCGCCCUACCGCCAGUGUCAGUGUCCCUCUCUGCGACGCACCGCCUGCAAACCCUGGCUCCGUGCUUGCUGCUGUCCGGGAUGCGACGUAUUCGUCGCGAGCAGUGAAAGUGCGCCACGACGCGGAACGCAUGGUGGUACGAGACAAGCAGGUCGCGUACGCGUGCCUCCAACCGUGCUGUUGCCAUUCGGUACACACAUGGCGCAACCGAUCAAGCACUGGACCGCCACUCGUCCACAACACCGACCAACGACGUGCUCGCUGCUGCACACCGCGGUCCCGCCGCCGGCCCAUCACACCCCGAGGCGCGCGCGCGAUCGACCGCUCAGACGUCGUUCACCGCGCCCAUUCUCAGCUCGUCCGAGGGGAACUGAUACUGGGAGAAAACCGUUGAGCCUGGAGCCCACCGCAGGCAAAAGAGAAACUCCCCGCCCCCUGCGCCACCGUAGAUUCCGGGGCUCUACGCCGCGGUGCUGCGCGGACUAUGUUCACACUCUAGACAUACGCGUCAG